Messenger RNA from Striga asiatica, 3249 nucleotides. Lineage: Eukaryota; Viridiplantae; Streptophyta; Magnoliopsida; Lamiales; Orobanchaceae. The record is from the annotation of a GenBank genome assembly.
CUUCGUCACAGGCAACUUAACACACAAAGAAACCGAACCACACAACGGCUCGGUUCUUUUGGUUUUGGCUGAGUUUUGGUUGCGCUUCGAUGUCCCUCGUGGCUCCCUUAUCUUGUUCCCUUUCGUGUUUCAUCUAUUACCGACUGCAAUUGCUGAAGUAGAUCCAUAUGAUGGAAGAACAUAAACGACAAUGAAAAAGAUUUGAUCUUUCGGACGACAAUCAAAUUACCAUCCAAUCACAUACGAUUUCCAUCGACAUGGCCGGCGUUUCGGUGGCGGCGGAGUGGCAGCUCCUCUACAACCGAUACUACCGGAAGCCGGAGCUCUACCAGAUGCAGUGGAAGCAAGUGGAUCUCACGCGCAACAAAAUCGCCUGCGCACCAUUCGGCGGCCCCAUCGCCGUCAUCCGAGACGAUGCCAAGAUCGUCCAGCUCUACGCUGAGUCCGCCCUCCGGAAGCUCCGCAUCUUCACCUCCUCCGGUCGCCUCGUCUCGGAGACCGUCUGGAAGAACCCCGGCGGCCGUCUUAUCGGUCUAUCCUGGACGGACGACCUAACCCUAGUCUGCAUCACACAGGAUGGGACCGUCUAUUCGUACAACGUCCACGCCGAGUUGGUUGGCACCUUCUCCCUGGGCAGAGAGUGCUUUGAGAACAGCGUCGUUGAGUGCGUAUUUUGGGGGAACGGCGUGGUUUGUAUUAACGAGGCUUUCGAAAUUUUUGCUGUGCCGGAUUUUAAGAUCCCAAAGACGGUUAAAUUGGCGGAUUGCAAUCUGGAGGAGCUUCCCCAUUGUAUGGCAGUGAUUGAGCCCCAAUACACCAAGUCGGGUGAUGUGGAGGUGCUGCUAGGGGUUGGGGACCACGUGUUACUGGUCGAAGAAGAUGGAGUGCAGCCUCUGGCGGCAGGGAUUGGGCCGUUACAGAGGAUGGUGGUCUCGAGGAAAGGGGAGUUUGUAGCCUCAUUCACGCAUGAUGGGAGGCUUCUGGUCAUGUCUACGGAUUUCGCUGAUGUUAUAAUUGAGUAUGCCUGUGAGUCGGCUCUUCCUCCUGAUCAACUAGCUUGGUGCGGGCUGGACAGUGUCUUACUUUAUUGGGAUGACAUGCUACUCAUGGUGGGCCCUUAUGGUGAUCCUGUACGCUAUAUAUAUGACGAACCAAUUAUCCUUAUCCCAGAAUGUGAUGGGGUGCGAGUACUUUCCAACACUAGCAUGGAGUUCUUACAUCGAGUUCCAGACUCUACUGUAUCUAUAUUUCAGAUUGGUAGUACCUUACCUUCUGCUUUACUAUAUGAUGCCCUGGAGCAUUUUGACAGGCGAAGUGCUAAGGCUGAUGAAAAUUUGAGAUUGAUUCGCUCUUCACUGCCUGAAGCUGUUGAGGCUUGCAUUGAUGCUGCUGGUUAUGAAUUUGACAUUUCACAGCAGCGGACACUUCUGAGAGCUGCAAGCUAUGGACACACCUUUUCUAGGAGAUCAACCAUAAAAUGCGAAGAGCACGUGAAUGUCUGUGCAAAGAUGCUAAUGUUUGGCUUUGGCAGCCAUUUUCACCGUGACAGCCUACAAGAAAUGUGUAAAACACUGCGUGUCCUCAAUGCUGUACGCCAUCCCGAGAUUGGUAUUCCUCUGAGCAUUCAGCAGUAUAAGUUGCUUACUCCCUCUGUUCUGAUAAAUCGUUUGAUUAAUGCACACAAUCACCUCCUGGCCUUGCGGAUAUCGGAAUAUCUUUCUAUGAGCCAAGAAACUGUAUUAAUGCACUGGACUUGUACAAAGAUUUCAGCUUCCGCGGCGGUUCCUGAUGUUAGUCUUCUUGAAAUCUUACUAGACAAGCUGAAGGUAUGCAAAGGAAUAUCCUAUGCAGCCGUUGCUGCUCAUGCUGAUAAAAGUGGCCGUAGAAAGUUAGCUGCUAUGCUAGUUGAACAUGAACCGCGUUCCUCUAAACAGAUUCCCCUCUUGCUAAGCAUUGGAGAAGAAGAUACUGCUCUCAUCAAGGCUACUGAAAGUGGUGAUACCGAUCUCGUUUAUCUCGUUAUGUUUCAUAUGUGGCACAAGAGAGUGCCGUUGGAGUUCUUUGCAACGAUACAGGCCAAGCCUCUUGCACGUGAUUUGUUCAUAACUUAUGCACGAUGUUAUAAGCACGAGUUCUUGAAGGAUUUCUUUCUGUCCUCCGGGCAAAUUCAGGAUGUAGCUUUUCUCUUGUGGAAAGAGUCAUGGGAACUGGCAAAGAAUCCAAUGGCAAGCAAAGGAUCUCCUCUUCAUGGCCCACGCAUAAAACUAAUUGAAAAGGCCCGUAAUCUUUUUGCAGAAACGAAGGAACACAUAUUUGAGUCUAAGGCAGCUGAGGAACAUGCAAAAUUGUUAAGAAUUCAACAUGAACUAGAGGUGACUACAAAGCAGGCUAUUUUUGUGGAUUCAAGUAUCAGCGACACAAUACGCACAUGCAUUGUCCUUGGAAAUCAUCGAGCAGCUAAUAAAGUGAAAACUGAAUUUAAGGUUUCGGAAAAACGGUGGUAUUGGCUUAAAGUUUUUGCACUCGCAACAAUCAGAGACUGGGACGCACUCGAAAAAUUUUCAAAAGAGAAGAGACCACCAAUUGGCUACCGUCCAUUCGUGGAGGCUUGUGUUGAUGCUGGUGAGAAAGAUGAAGCACUAAAAUACAUUCCAAAACUUGCUGAUCCUCGAGAGAGAGCCGAGGCCUUUGCUAAAAUUGGAAUGGCUAAGGAAGCUGCCGAUGCUGCUUCUCAAGCUAAGGAUGGUGAGCUACUGGGGCGCUUGAAGCUAACCUUCGCACAAAAUGCUGCAGCUUCAUCAAUUUUUGAUACUCUGCGAGAUCGUUUAUCCUUCCAAGGUGUGUCUUAGGUCUUGUUUGCACAUCUCAUGAUGGUUUGUAUUUCAGCUAAUGGACUGUUCUUGUGAAUUUACCCUUUUUUUUGUUGUAAAACUGAAUAUUGAGUUUUUCUUGGGUGUUUUUGUUGAUUUUAGCGUCGUCUAGUUAUGCUGUAUGAUUGACUUGGACACCGGCAUGCACGAGUAUAGGGUGUAUUUAACUACAUGCAUAUUGUAACCAUGCAUUGUGGAAAACGAGUUUAUCGAGGAUAAAAAUACUGGUUUUGAAAGACGGUUUCAUCGUUGAUCUAGUUGAAGUUGCUGUCAUUUUGCACUAUGAUGCGCUGGAUUUCGGUUCCUAAAUUUAAAAAUUGAGCCCAAAUUUUGUGUUGUGAUUGAAAAUGCAAUUGUAAUCAGCAUGUGUUCUUGUGGU